This is a messenger RNA of Salvia splendens (bonfire salvia), 1379 nucleotides long. RefSeq lists its product as uncharacterized. The transcript has 3 exons. Lineage: Eukaryota; Viridiplantae; Streptophyta; Magnoliopsida; Lamiales; Lamiaceae. Bases 431 to 1234 code for a protein of 267 amino acids. The record is from RefSeq and is a predicted model, not a curated record.
AGUCCUAGAUAUCCAUUCCUAUCCAUGUGUUUUUGAGUGUUUGUUUGCCAUGAGAGUCUAGCACUAUGACCCGGUAUAAACAAGCAAACCCGACACUGUUCACACUAUUUAGCUUAAAAAGUCACAUAUGACUGACCCACAAAAAGCCACCGAUUGUCCAAUAUCUCUAAAUUCAUGAUAUAAAUUUCUACUUGCAAUUACCCUCCACCAACCAACCAGUACACAAUUUCAAAUUCAACAUUCCCCAAAAACAAAUUCAACAGUCCCCAAAAUUCAUAAACGAUGAACAACGCUCAUUCUAAUAUCGACAACAAUUGAAAUCGGCCGAUUCUUGUUGGGUAAAGUAUCUAGAUCAUUGGGCUACCUAGAUCAUUCUCCGGUUUUCAAGUUUAGUCCAAUUGGAAGGACCAUCAUUUUCGGAGGAGACGCCAUGGACAUGGAAGAUGAAAUUAGCAAGGUUGAACAGAAACGUCAUGCAUUGACAACGACAUUGAUUUUGCUUGAGGAGAUACUAAGAAACCAUCGAAUUAACCUCCUUCUUAUAAGUAUGUUAAUCACAUUGAUACGACCAAAUGGCGGUAAAAGGAAACGAGGUGGUAGAGGUACAGCCGAGCCUCUGAUGGAUGCAAUUCCUGCUCAUGUGAAGCAGUUAGAUAGGCUAGUGCGCAUCUCAGAUCGUUCAUGUGUAGACAAUUUAAGGAUGGAUAGAAACACAUUUGGUCGUUUAUGUCGCAUCCUGCGAGACCGGGUAGGUUUAAUUGACCAGAAAUUUGUUACCAUCGAGGAACAAGUUUCUAUGUUUCUGUGCAUUCUAUCCCACCAUAAGAAGACACGAAUUGUCGGUCAUGAUUUCAUGCGAUCUUCACAAACUGUGUCGAAAUACUUGCAUACAGUUCUUCGUGGAGUGCUUACUCUCUAUGAUUUGUUUUUGGUGAAACCUACUCCGAUUGAUGAUGAUUGCACUGAUUCAAGGUGGAAGUGGUUUAAGGGUUGUCUAGGGGCUUUGGAUGGCACAUAUAUCAAUGUACGGGUCCCUCUUGCUGACGCACCCCGCUACAGAAAUAGGAAAGGACAGAUCACGACAAACACACUUGCUGUGUGUGAUCGACAUCUUCGCUUUGUUUAUGUCUUGCCCGGUUGGGAGGGAUCUGCAGGUGACUCGAGGAUCUUACGUGAUGCAAUUAGCAGGCCACGUGGACUUAAGGUGCCUAUCAAGGUGCAAAAAUGGAUAUAGACUAUCAAAUCCUAUCAAACUCUAUCAAGGCAAUCAAACCAGCCCUAAUUGCAUUGUACACUUGUGAUACAAAUAAGCAAAUAAAGAAGUGCAUCAAAGAUAUAGAGAACUCAAUUCAAACAGUAAACAUCCUCAAACUCAACCC